AUGGAUAUCCCCGACACUGUCAAGUCCCUCCCCGAAGACCUCGAAAGCAUAGCUCUCGACAAGUUCGACAAACUCCAGGAGAAAGGCGACUUGCUCUAUAUUCCUCCACGACAUCAUGUUGUCACCCAUGACGGGUUCACAUUCGACUUCAUCAUCUCCGAAGUCCUGACCAAAAAGCCCCAACUCGCAGACGCCGCCCAAAAGCCCGGUGGUCCCUUCCCCAACCCAGACCCCUCCUACAUCGUCGCCCCCUUCGUCGGGCCAGACCACUACCUCACGCUAAACAAAUACUCCGUCUCCCGCCCCCAAUACAUCCUCCCCACCCUCACAUACUCCCCCCAAGCCUCCCAGCUCACCCCCUCCGACCUCUCCGCCGCCUUCGCCGUUCUGCUUUCGCUGAAAACAGAGCACAUGGUCAUCUACAACUGCGGCCCGGCGGCCGGUGCGUCGCAGGGGCACAAGCAUUUGCAGAUCCUGCCUGUGCAGAGGGCGGCGGGGUUUAGGUUCUUCACUGACGACAUUUCCAUCCCGACUGAGAGGCCGGUGGUGGUGGAGGGGGUGCCGCAUAGAUGUUUCGUUGUCGCGGUGCCGGAUGAGGCAAAGGUGGAGGAUCUGGUAGCGAGGCAUGAGCAAUUGCUAGCUCUCACCUACGCCGCCCUCGACAGGGUAAGCGCGGCAAGGAACUACAACAUCAUCAUCGCCAAAUCCUGGAUGAUGGCCAUCCCCCGCGCGCAUAGGGACCGCGACGGCAUCGCGACGAAUGCAAUGGGCAUGGUCGGGGUGUGUUGGGUGAAGCACGAAGAGGAGAUGCGCGGGUGGGAGAGGUUGGGGUGGGGGGAGCAUUUGAAGUGGUUGGGUAUGUCGGCGUGA
Molecule: messenger RNA, 870 nt
Organism: Saxophila tyrrhenica
Lineage: Eukaryota; Fungi; Ascomycota; Dothideomycetes; Mycosphaerellales; Extremaceae
Exons: 2
Coding region: 1-870 (289 amino acids)
Biological process (GO): nucleotide metabolic process
Molecular function (GO): ATP binding; ATP:ADP adenylyltransferase activity
Source: RefSeq, a predicted model, not a curated record